AUGACGUGCCCGUUGGCCAAGGCUAUUCAAAUCAUCAACCUCCGCAAGGAGGAUCGCAGCUUGGUGCUUGACGAAAGCGCCCUGGACAGUAUCCUUCUCCAGGGACCGGUCCGUGACCUCAAUGUGAUGGUCCUGUCGGUCGCUGGUGCCUUCCGCAAGGGCAAAUCCUUCUUAUUAGACUUCAUGUUACGGUUCAUGUACAAACAGAAGGGGGGAGGGACAACGAACUGGAUGGGCAGAGACGACAAGCCCCUGACCGGAUUCUCGUGGCGAGGGGGCUCAGAUCCAGAAACAAACGGUAUCCAGUUGUGGGCAGAAGUGUUUAUUGUACAGAAGAAGGAUGGGAGAAAGGUUGCUGUGCUGCUCAUGGACACACAGGGAGCCUUUGACAACCAGUCAACUGUGAAGGACUGUGCCACCAUCUUUGCUCUCAGUACCAUGAUGAGCUCUGUCCAGGUUUACAAUUUAACCAACAACAUUCAGGAGGACGACUUACAGCACCUUCAGCUCUUCACAGAGUAUGGGCGUCUAGCCAUGGAUGAGUCAUCGCUCAAACCUUUCCAGACUCUGCUGUUCUUAGUCCGAGAUUGGAGUUUUCCAUACGAGUUUCCUUAUGGAUUGGAAGGAGGCAAGAACUUCCUCGAGAGACGGCUACAGGUCAAAGCUCACCAACAUGAGGAGCUGCAGCUGGUGAGGAGACACAUCCACUCCUGCUUUAGCAAUAUCUACUCCUUCCUCAUGCCCCACCCGGGGCUUCAUGUGGCCACCAGCCCCACCUUCGAUGGCAAGCUGAAAG
Messenger RNA from Carcharodon carcharias (great white shark), 796 nucleotides. RefSeq names its product atlastin-3-like. The annotation marks the transcript as partial. NCBI's taxonomy places the organism in Eukaryota, Metazoa, Chordata, Chondrichthyes, Lamniformes, Lamnidae. Gene Ontology annotation, biological process: protein homooligomerization; endoplasmic reticulum organization. The record is from RefSeq and is a predicted model, not a curated record. The transcript has 7 exons. Gene Ontology annotation, molecular function: GTP binding; GTPase activity.